This is a messenger RNA of Sclerotinia borealis F-4128, 1617 nucleotides long. Lineage: Eukaryota; Fungi; Ascomycota; Leotiomycetes; Helotiales; Sclerotiniaceae. The record is from the annotation of a GenBank genome assembly.
AUGGCGCUAUCACCACCACCGUCAAGGAAUAACGAGAUGUUUCAGCAUGAUCUUCAUCAUUUAGUGGCACAUAACGCGACCACAUCUUAUCCACAACCGAAAUACGAACAAGAUGAAGGCAUCCAUAUGCAGUCACAUUACGAUUCACCCCUUUCGCAUGAUGAUCAAUACUUGCGCACGCGGCCGCAGCAGACUAGUUACCCAUACCAGCAUCAACAUCAAGACUCUGGAUUGGGGAUCCAAUACGAGUAUCAUGAUUUUCAGCCGCCCAUAUAUCAAGAACAAUACAGCACCCCAGCCAGUUCACCAACUCCUUCGUCCCAAGAUAUGAUAAGAACGAGAAGUGGCCUUACGAUUCAAAGAGGUGGACAACAGACAUUGAGGCCCAUGCCUGAGGGACGUCAUCGAUCAGAGAAAUCACCGAAAAUGAAGAAGGCCAAGAAGGAGAAGGUUAAGGCUGAGAAGAAGGUGGCCAAGCUCGAUAAGCCGUUGAGUGAGCUUACCAAAGAUUGGAAACAUGUUGCGGUCGCCGAUAUCGAGACAUACGUGCAUAGGUCGGCUGAGGAGCGACGAAGGGAGGUAGACGAGGGCAAGGUUCCGGGAAAGGUGAAGAGGCCAAUGAAUUCCUUCAUGCUCUAUCGCAAAGCAUAUCAAAAUCGAACGAAGGAUUGGUGUUUGCAAAACAAUCAUCAAGUGGUUUCUCAAGUCUGCGGUGAUAGUUGGCCGUUGGAACCUGAUGCUGUGAAGGAGCAGUUCAGUGAAUGGGCUAGGAUUGAGCGAAUUAAUCAUCAGAAUGCGCAUCCAGGCUACAAGUUUUCUCCAACGAAGCCCGGCACCGGCAAAGCCUCCAAAAGGAAGAUGUCCGAAGACAUUGCUUCCGAUGAUUCUGACUUGACUGAUUUUGAUUGGCAAGGAGGAGGCCAAUCGAAGAAGAGACGGAACCUUCGAAACUCACCGCGACCCAUGCAGCAGCAGCCUGUCGUUUACCCGACAACAAGAUCCGCAUACCAUUACUCUUCGCGCGAGCAUUCUAUGGAGCCAAGCUACGCCAACUAUAACAAAUCGUCGUACCAAGUAGCCAAUCCAGGAAAGCAACCCCCAGCCCAAUACAAUCAAGCAGGUAUGCAACCUGGAGAGUACUAUCAGCAGACCAUUCAACAUAACCCAUUAGUCGCCGGCGUUGAAGAUGUCAUCAUCAAAAAGACCCCAGCUCCAGGAGUUCAUUCAUACCAAGUCAGUAUUCCGGGAGGACAAGAGUUCGAUAUGAUGCACCCACAGCCACACUAUAACCCGUCACCUGCACCGGAUUUCAGAAUAGAUCCUUCUUUGAUGACUCAAGAGCAUGGUCAAUACGAUAAUGCCAACUAUCACGAAUCUGAUGGUGUGUAUUUUGGUAGUAGUCAUGAUGCUGAGCAAGCAUGGCAGGCUGGGUACGCAAUGAAUGAUAGAGAUAUGGACCCUGCACUUCAGUAUCUCGGACCUGAACAACAUGUAGACAAAGGGCAGAUUCAUGAUCAACACAUGGAUGUUUUGCGAGGACACCAAGAAGGGUGGCAGAUUGAGACACUGGAUAGCGGCCGAGAAUUUGACAACUGGAUGGGAGCUGGAGAAGAAUAA